This is a messenger RNA of Racocetra fulgida, 825 nucleotides long. The record is from the annotation of a GenBank genome assembly. NCBI's taxonomy places the organism in Eukaryota, Fungi, Glomeromycota, Glomeromycetes, Diversisporales, Gigasporaceae.
AUGGAAUUAAUCAGAGAAAAUAAUGUUAUUGAUGGCAUAAAAGAUCAUGUUAAUAAUACUAACCAAUAUGAAAUUAACAUUCAAUUUGAAAAUGACGAUCAUAAUUCCGUUAAAUUCAAUGUUCCCUAUAAACCCCUGUUGUAUAAUCUAAUAUUUUAUAAUUGGAUUUUGAUUAAAUUCCCAGAAAAUUCAAAUAUUGCACAAUUGGCAUUUAACAAUAUUUUAGAAACUAGAAUAAGUCUUGAACUUAAUCAAAAUUCUUCAAAGUCAUUUGAAAUCAAAUUUAUAGAAACUAGUAAUAUUUUUAAGGUUUAUUGUAAUGUUAAGAAUUUCUUUUUAAUUUCCCAUCUUGAACUCCUUAAGAAAGUUUCCCACGAAGAUAUUCUUGGUCCUUUAUUUGAAUUUUAUUUACCUGAUUUAUUUGGUCUUCCAACCACUUUCAAAAUACCUAUGGAAGUAACAGAUGAUUCAAAUAUCUAUUUUAAGCCAAAGAGAAAAAGGAAAAAACGGAUUAUGUUGAAGGAAGAAAAAUUAGAAUGGCUUACGGCAAUUAAAAAAAAUCAUGAUAAUAUUGUAAAGGAAGGUAAUUCUGUGAUAAUGACAAAUGAAUUUAGAAAUUGUAUUGAAGAUCUUUAUUAUAAAUUGGAAGAUGAAGGAAUGUUUAAAACAGUAGAAAUGUUGAGAUUAGAAACUUUUAAAAACAAUAACACGAAAAAAUAUAAAGCGGAUAAGAAUCAAAAGAAAAAAGAUUUUUAUGAAGAUACCGCAACUGAUGACAAGGAAUUAUGUAUAUAUAACUUAUAUGAUUGUGAAAUAUAUGAAUAA